Molecule: messenger RNA, 3267 nt
Organism: Dreissena polymorpha
Lineage: Eukaryota; Metazoa; Mollusca; Bivalvia; Myida; Dreissenidae
Exons: 3
Coding region: 391-2067 (558 amino acids)
Molecular function (GO): zinc ion binding
Source: RefSeq, a predicted model, not a curated record
AGAAGCGAAAUACCUGCAAUGUUAUGAUCGCACGUCCGUUCCCGGCGAAAUAAAUAAUUAUCUCAAAUUAUAAUAACUUCAUGAAGUCUAAUCGCGAUAUCGUGCUUGCAACGAACUGGCUUUACGGAAACCCAUUAUACAUAUAUCCAUGUAUACACCAGCGCGUAAUCGAUAAUAGCAUAAACUAGAACAUAAACCAUCUAGUUUCGUUUUCACUUAUCAAGUUAUAAUGGCUGUAAAUUAGAUUUACAUGUAAUAAAGGGAUCUAAACAUGCUAGCGGACUUGUAAAGGCGAUCUGCGCUAUUGUGAAACCAUCAUUUGUGAUUGCAUACCUACUUACUUAUAACAUUCGGGUGAUCUUCGCUUGUGAUAACAAACCUAAAGAUAAAAUGGCGACAAAAGAAGACACACCUGUGUUACAGAAAGGUUCAGACGCGUUAUUCGACUAUUGUUGUUGUGUGUGCGAUGACAAUGAUACACUAACAGAGGCGCUGUUCUAUUGUGAGAGUUGUUGUAAGUGGUACUGUGACCAGUGUGUGUCUCUUCAUGGUCAGAUGUACAAGAAACACACAACGCUUGGGAAGAGUGAGCAAGUAAAAUGGCCGGUCGCCAGGGGCGUAGCAGAGCUCUUGACAAAAUGUGAGGAACACAAAGGGAAAAUGAUUGAAAUGUUCUGCGCGGACCAUAGUCAUUUGUGCUGUACGACGUGUGUACUGCUCGAUCAUAGGCAAUGUAACAAGGUUACUCAAAUAACCAGUGGGGAACACAAAAAGGAACAUGACGAUCUACAAAAGCUGACAACCGACAUCAUUAACUUGACACAGCGUCUCAGAAAACUGGUAGAACAGAAAGAGUGCAAAGUCAAGUCACUUCAGUGUGCGUACGACAACAUUAUAGAAGAGAUCACUCUCGUGCGUCAGAAAUUUAAUGCCGCAUUAGAUUUACUGGUGCAGCGUACUAUAAAUGAAGGAAGACAAGUGGUAGCUCGUCUGAAAAAAUCACUGCAAGCUGAUGUAUUCUCGGGUAAAGCUGCUCUGAAAAGGAUUCAAUCCCUCCAAGAUGCGUCCGAUAAAAUUGCGCCACACGAUUCAGAAUUAUCUACCGUUGCAUUUAUGAAAAUCGAAAAUGAGCUGUUAACCUCUGACUCAAUUUUACGCGAGAUGGACUCAAAAUCUGAUUUCACUUUAUCAUUUACCCUUGACAAAAAUAUUGAAAAUUGUUUAGCUACAAUGACAACGCUUGGCACUAUUAACACUUCAAAUAGUAGCACAGUUAUUGCAACAACAAGAAAUUCACAUUACAAUAUAAAGCUAAGUGGUGAAGCAACAUGUGAGAUACGAUGCAUAUGUGAGAUGCCUAACGGUAAUGUCAUUAUUGCCGACGCUAAAAACAACAAGAUAAAGAUACUUGAUAAACACUUCCAUGUGGUCAGUUACUAUGAUAUGCCAGCAUGUCCUUUCUACGUGUGUCAGAUAACAGACGCUGAAGUGGCUGUUGCAGUUUAUAAUUGGAAAAGCGUACACGAGAUUCACGUACUUGCACUGACAAAUGAUACUAUGGUUGAGAAAGAAAUAUUUAAGCUGACACAUCCAUGCACCGGAAUUCGACACUAUAAUGGUCAUUUGUACGUUGCAUCCACACAAGCGUUAUACCGGUACACAAUGACGGGCAUGCUGCUGGACAAGAUGUAUGAAGACACAUCGGGUUAUUGCACAGUCUACAGGUUUGCACUGAACGCGAAUGGUGAUCGGAUUCAUGUCAUCGACUAUACAAAUCACAAGGUCCUGACCCUGAACAUGAGUGGACAAUUCCUUUCGUCCUUCGCUGACCCAGAACUUCAAUGCCCGAUUGACGUACAAGUGACAGAGUCAGAACAAGUGUUGGUGUGUGGAUACGCUUCAAAGAACAUCAUUCAACUCAACAGCGAGGGGACAGAGAAAAUUGCUAAUGUAGCUUCACUGAAGGAAGGAACGCAACUUUUGUCCAUCUGUUGCUCGAGACAAACUGGUUCCAUAUUUGUAGGAAGAUAUAGAAAUGAUGACAUUGUAGUGUAUGACAAAAAAUGACAUAACGUUGAGUGUAUAACUUAACACUUUUCUUUUAAAGUAAUCCAUUUGUGAUAAAAACUAGCAGAACUACCGAUUAAAAAUUGACGCAUAGUGAAAAUAGGUAAUAUCUCUAUUGGCAUGACAUGUGCGCUAUAACUGAAAUUUAAUGUUAUAUUCAUAUCUUUAUGAACAAUGAACUAUGAUUUAUUGUUCAUUUUAUAUAACAUGCUUCCUUUUUAAAGUAGUAAUACACCUAUAUUACUAUUUAUAUCACAUUGUACGUUCACAAAUUUUAUCGAGAGAGUGCCUUUGGUUUGAUUUUGUUUUAUUGAAAUGUUAUGCCACUUCCCGACGCCCGACAGUAUCUUACUUUGACACUUAUUCAUAUGUGCGGGAGUUGACCGUUGUUUGCAUCACUUUUCUGACAUUCAUAUAGCCCUACCUAUCAGACUCAUUUUUUUCUGUCCGCGACAUCUUUUUCGCGAGGCAAAAUUCUAGCUCACUUGAGCAACAUUAACACUUCGACGACAAUGCUAUAUUGAAUGAUUGUGCAUAUACACGCAAAAUACGACAGGGAAGUUAUUAAUUUGUAGCGAAUUGUUCUCCAUGUUCUUGCCUUGUAUAUACAUAAAUAUAAAUAUAAAUAAAUAAAUUUAUAUAUAUAUUUAUAUACAUAUAUAAUUAGAAAUUAGACAAUUAUAAAUAAGUAUAUAUAUAUAUGAGAAAGAAAUUGUUCAAAGAGUGCAAACAAUAAGUUUUUUUUAUACUCUAGCGCUUUCGACUAUAAAUCUUUUGAACAAUUUCUUUCUAAUAUAUAUAAUAUGCUGUUUUAUACUUGUUUUUCAUAUAUGUAUUAACUGAUUUAUGAUACAUAAAUCAAUGAUUGAACUGUGUUUCAAAAGAUUACACCACUUUUUGAGUACAUGUAUGUAAAUAUUGUUGUAGGUUGAUGGGAGUGCUUUAGUAUUACUUAUUGUGUAACUACUAGUAUUCUUUUACGUGCAAAUAAAUGUGAAGUAUUUUAUAUUGCCAUACAUUACCAUAAACUGUUGUAAACAUGCACUUAAUAUGCUUAAAUUAUUUACAUGCGUUUGCUAGCGGUAAAGCCUAGAAAGAUAAUGACUGAGCUAUAAAUAAGCUAAUAUGAUUACUGACAUAGCUGUGUUGUUUGUAUGUGAUAUUUCAAUAAAUAAAUAAACAAAUAUAGAUGAUACAUAA